Messenger RNA from Hansenula ciferrii, 1323 nucleotides. RefSeq lists its product as uncharacterized. Bases 1 to 1323 code for a protein of 440 amino acids. The record is from RefSeq and is a predicted model, not a curated record. The transcript has a single exon. Lineage: Eukaryota; Fungi; Ascomycota; Saccharomycetes; Phaffomycetales; Wickerhamomycetaceae.
AUGAUUAAAUUCUUAUUAGAUUGGCCAUGGAAAUGGUAUGGUCAAAUUAAUGAAAUAAAACAAAAAUUAUAUACUUUAUUAGAAUCAACAAAAGAAGAUCAAUCAGAUUUCCAAAAAAUCACAAUUCAAAAUUUAACAAUUUUGAAAAUUCAACAAUUUUGUGCACUGAUUAUGUGUAUUGGUUCACCAUUCUUGAGUGGAUUUUUAUUAUUAUUUGCAAGAGAUUAUAUUAUAAUUAUUGGGAAUGAUGAUGGGAAUGAUCAAAGUUUAAUCUUUUCAGAUUUAAAUAUAGGUAUUUUCGUUAGUUGUGGAAUUUUAAGAGUUGUUAUUCAAAUUUCUGAACAUAUUCAACAAUCAACUGCUUCAAUUGAAUCUAAAACUGAAAAAUUCAUCUCUGAACAUAAUCAUUUCAAUUCUUUAGAUAUUGAAUUAAGACAUAAAGAAAUUAAUCAAAAUGUUCAAUUAUUAGAUCGAAUUACUAUAUUGGAAAGACAAAUGAAUCAAAUGUCUAAAAAAUUUGAGAUUUUUUACAAUAAUAAUAAAUUUAUAAUUGAAAACAAUAUGACUUUAUUAACUUCCAAACAUUUCAAGAUCUUGGAAAAGGAAAUUAAUGAAUUACAUUAUAAUAUCCAUACUAGAACAAAUGAUUUAGAUUCUAAAAUCCAUUCCAUAAUUACAACUUCAUCAACCACAACACAAUCUUUUGAUAACAAUCAACAACAACAUCAUCAAUAUGAAAAGGAAAACCUCCAACCAAUUCCAUCAAAUAGUUUUACAACACCACAAAUCCAAAACCAUCAAUCAAAUGCUUCACUCCAUGGAAUUCCAUUAUCACCUAAAUCACCAUCAUAUCAUCCACCAUCUCCACCUUCAAUUCUCCCAUUUGAACAAUAUACCAAACUGACUCAACAAUUACCAUCCCCUUUAUCUAAAAUAACUUCUUUAAUUCCAAUUCUGAAUCCAUUCCAAGAUAGGUCAACAACUCAAGAUCAAGACAUCUUUGAUGCAGAGAUAACAAUGAAGGAAUUAUCAAAUUUAGAUGCCUUAAACAAAUUUAAUUUAGGUUCAAGACCAAUUGUGGAAUAUGUUAUUAAUAUUCCAUUUGCUUUCAAAUCUUUCACAUGGUUUAUUAUAAGUCAUAUCCCUAUUAAUGUUUUGAAAAUCAUUUAUUUUGUAUUAUUAGGUAUUCUGGAUAUUUUGGUCUCUAGAGCUGGUAUCAAAGAUGAUCAACAUGAACUGGAAGUUAGGAAUAGAGAUCAUAAAGAUAUUAAAGAUCGAAAUGAACUUCAUAUUGAAUCUGGAAUAAGAAAAAAUUCAACAUGA